UGACGUCACGGAACAACAGUGUACUUGAGUCCACACAACGCGAAACGCGGUGUUGGUCAGGCACGUACUCGGCUGCUGUUGCGUUGUAUCUACGUCUUCCUAUACGGUAGUUCUUGGGAAACUCUUCCUGUCAGUGUGGUGUACAGAUCUUAAACGUCCACGGGAUAGAAUUCGGACCGUUGCUAAAGCGUUUACUAAGCUGAGGAGUUUUCGAAUUCGGAGAAAUCAGUGCAUCACCGAGGGGACACAUCAGCAGCCGCCAUGUUGGCCACACAAAAACAACGGAAAUGUCGGGAAUUCACCGGCCCGACACCACAUUCGGUGGCAAUCAAAGCCAAGAUGCCAAGCAAACGGCCCGCGGAGCACCUGAUCCUGGAGCGGCGGAGACAGGAAGACCUGCGGGACGAGGCUAUCGCCAUCACCAACUACAACAAGAUGUGUGACCUGAAGAACGACUGGGAGAGGAUCACAGACAAGCGCAUCCAGAAGAACACAGUCACACGUAGGGUACAGGGACUGUUACAGCAGGAGAAGUUCAGCCUGGAAGACAGGCGGCAAAAGUUGAGGAAUCUUCUAGAGGAAGAGGAAAAGCAGUACCUACAACAGAUGGAAGCCCAGGAGGAGACAACCCUGGAGCGACAGGCCAAGAUGCGUGAGCGAGCCAAGUUUCUAAAGGAGAAGAGAGAGAUGGAGAGACAGCGUCUGGUCGAAGAGAAACUGGAUCAACAAUGGAGGGAACAGUGUGAGGAGCUGAGGUCCAACCUGAGCCGCCGCCAUCUUGACGAGGUGUGUACGGAACGUCAGGAGCAGCUGAGGGUGAAAGAGCACAUCAAACAGCAAAGGGAGGAGGAAGAGAGAAUGUAUGCAGAGUUGUACGAGAAAGACCGUCUGGCUAAGUCAGUGCGAGAGGAGGAGGAAGCCAAGGCCCAGAUGGAGAGGAACAGGGAGAUGUUGGAGACCCUGAACCUGCAGAAGGCAGCACUGGAGGUGCAGAAACAGGCAGCUGCUGACCUCAAGAAGGAGGAAGCACAACUACUGAGAGAAGAGAAAGAACUGAGGAAGAUUGAAGAGCAGCGGGCAGCAGAGGAAAAAGUCCGCAAACAGCAGGAGAUGAGGUCAGACCUGGACCGCUCCAUCCGCAUCAAGAUGAAGAAACAGGCCAAGGAAGUCCAGGAGGAGCUGGCUCUGGACAUGAAAAUACUGGAACAGCUGCUGCAAGAGUCCAGAAAUGAGGCCAUGGAGAGCAUCCAAAGGAAGCGUGAGCUUCGUGAGGAACAACAGCGCUUCCAAGAGUACCUGGCCAGGGAAGCAGAGCGGGAGAAAGAGCGGGAACUUGAGCUGGAACAGCUCAUUGAUGUUGAAGUGCAAAAGAUGUGGGCCAAGCGAAAAGAGCAGUGGCGGCUUGAGCGUGAGGCACGUCAUCGGCUCAUGUCAGACGUCUUGGCCACUAGGAGAAAGCAAGUGGAGGACAAAUUGGCAGAAAACCUUCGCCAGCAGGACGUUAUCAGGGCAGAGCGUGAGGAACUGGCCCAUGCUAUUGAGGAGCACAAGAGGCUGGAUGCAGAGCAUAAGCAGAGGAUCAAACAGAACAACCUGGCCUACCAAAGCGACCUUGAUGCCCAAAUCGAUUACCAAUACUCCGUACGAGCGCAACAGCAGGAUGAGGAGUAUCGGGAGUACCUGCAUGGUGUACAGGUGGAGGAGCAGUACCAGGAGAAACUGAAAGAGGUCCUCGCCUCACCUGUCAUCAACAAGAUGCACCCCAUGAAGAGAGCGCACAGCACUCGCAAACAACAAGCACUACAGCAGGAGGAACCACAAUUUCUUUUGACUGGACAGAAAUUGUAGGAAAUUGAGGAGAGAAGUGAAUUUGUAGAAUGUUGUAAAAUUGUAUCAUAAUUUCAGACAGAAAAACAACAUUAAGAAAAUUUAUCUUCUAUAGUUCAAAAUGUACCCAGAUGAAUUCUGUUGGUGACUUGACAAUCUACAUGUAUAUGAUUUGAUGUGAAAGAUACAUACACUGGAAAUGUAAACAGUUCUAACUGAUUUCUUGUUCAUAUCUGGACAAUAAUUUUUUCACCAAAGGUUUGGAUUUAAUUGUUCCUGUACAGUGGAGAAAACAUAGAAAGUUAGCAAUGGAAGUGUGCAUACAUGACAAAUUCUAUUGGUAGCAGUACUCUUUAUUGUACAAUAAGUAUAUAUGGUGUAUGAGCACAUGUGUUGGUCAGUCUGUUGACUCAAAUAAAUUUGUAUGUGUUCCUGUAAAUAUAGAUGCACAUGUAUUUGUUCUACAAUAAAGACACCCUUACCUUUCAGGA
Molecule: messenger RNA, 2318 nt
Organism: Branchiostoma floridae (Florida lancelet)
Lineage: Eukaryota; Metazoa; Chordata; Leptocardii; Amphioxiformes; Branchiostomatidae
Product: cilia- and flagella-associated protein 53-like
Exons: 9
Coding region: 262-1848 (528 amino acids)
Source: RefSeq, a predicted model, not a curated record